Messenger RNA from Leishmania mexicana MHOM/GT/2001/U1103, 4986 nucleotides. RefSeq lists its product as hypothetical. The record is from RefSeq and is a predicted model, not a curated record. Lineage: Eukaryota; Euglenozoa; Kinetoplastea; Trypanosomatida; Trypanosomatidae. Bases 1 to 4986 code for a protein of 1661 amino acids. The transcript is spliced from 2 exons.
AUGCACUCUGGUAAUCCCAGAAGGACGGUGACAAAGAUGAUGGAGGUGUCCGCAAGAAAGGAGCGACGCGAGCAGCGUCGACGAGCGCUCGGGGUAGACUGCGCAGACCGCCUCACAUGGAAAGAGUGGGAGCCGGGCAAGGAGUACAAGCGCAAGAUCCUCGUCAAGAACGUUGAGCGUGCCUCGCAGACGAUUCAGUUUUCACUGCCAGUGAACCGCAAGACCUUCAUUACGCCUUUUCCGGAGCCAAUCACGCUGAGCAGCGGCGUGUCACACGAGAUCGCCAUUUCCUUCCGCCCUACAGAGAUGGUGGAGCUGCAUGACGCCGUCACCAUCACGGUGGAGGGUCGCGGCUCCUUUCAGGUGCGACUGGACUGUCUUACGCCGUACGCGAAGCUGACGCUGCAGCCCAGCCACGACUUUGGCUACUGCGCCGUCGGCUCCACCGCGCACGCGCAGGUGCAGCUGCAAAACAGCGGAACUGCCCCGGUAGAGUUCAGCUGGGAGGUCUCGGGGCCGUUCUGCAUUCUGCCCAGUCACGCCGUGCUGGAUGAGGGGGAGAUAAUGCACAUCACACUUCUGUUCACGCCAACGGAGGGGUGCACAAUGGUGGCACAGGCUUUGUGCCGUCUGACCGGAACUGACGACGUAAUCGCUGCCCUGAAGAUAUCCGGCAUCGGCAAGUACCCGUAUAUUUGUUUUCAGGAGCCAAGUGCGGAGGAGAGGACGCUGGUGGUGCAGAUGGAGGCGCAACAGAACAGCGGCGGCAGCAGCGGCUGCAAGUUGAUCCACCUGUGCAACCCCUCGCCGGUACCCGUGUCGGUGCGCAUUCGGCGCGUGGACGAAAGCCUAAUGUGCGCCUUUCGCUUCGCUGUCGAGGGAAAGGUGGCGGUGGAGCAAGACGACUCGAAUGGUGAAGGCGCCUUUCUCGUGCCGCGCGGUGCUGUGCAGCCGGUCCGUAUCCACUACACUCCCGGGAGUCCCGGGGUGAUCGACUUCAACACCUUUCAGAUCGACUGCGAGCAUGGCAACUCGUUGCAAGUGGAGCUUAGUGGAACAACACUUGGCCCGCGCGUAACGGCAUCGAUCAGCAGUCUCGACUACGAGGCCGUGGACCUGGAGCACAUGCCCGCCGAGAAGCAGCGCACGCGUCACUUGACCCUGCGAAACGCGUCAACAACGGACGCCCCAUUCACGUGGAUGAACACGUUGCCGGGGGCGGCCUUUACUGUAGUACCCCACAGCGGUGUUGUUGCGGCGCAGUCAAGUCUGCAGGUGGCCAUCACUUUCCGGCCCACGCACCCCAUCCUCUAUUACCGUCGACUGUACCUGCUCAUCGAGGGUGCAAAGGAUGUGGUGGGGGUCGAUGUGCUAGGCGGUGCCUACACCAGCUCUCUGCGGCCGCCGACGUUGACCCUCGCGGACGUAGAGGCGGCGCGGCUGCGGAUGGAGCGAGGAUUGGGGCUGCUCACCCCGGAGGAACUUACGACCGUCGCCGCGGCGGCAGCUGCCGCAGAGGACGAGUUGAUAGGCAGCAGGCAAGAGAACGACCAGCGGGGAGGCCAGCGCAGCACCGUGCCUGCUUCGACACUCGAAAUUUGGCGGCGUAUCCAGGAAGACGUCUGCAGCCCCGGCGUCGUCAUGAGUGGAGCAAAACGCAAAGUGCGCGUGCCGCUGAGCAACUUGGAGACAGCCAACGGCAGCGUUUCCAUCGACACACCCUUCGGAGUCGAUGCAAAGCCUCUCUACACAUUUGGCGGUGGUGGAAAAAGCGGCAGCGACAUGCGUGGACACCUGGUGACGGUCAUGAAUACAUCCAAUGCGACCGCUGUGGCUACUUGGAGUCUGCCCGCAUCGCAAGCGUGCCCGUACGCGGUAGUGCCCACACAACAGGUUGUCCCUCCUAACGGCUCUGCCAUCUUCCAGCUCCAGUUCAACAGCGCCGUGAGCAACGAGCUGCCGGCCGCCUGCACGCUGGAGUGCUAUGUGAACUAUGAGUCCAUGUCUGCCUUCUACUUGGCGCCGGACGCGUGCGUGGUGCCGCCACAGUGCUUCACAGUGACCUGCACGAGCGCCAGCGUUUCUGUCCUCACCUCAGCGAAGCAGAAAUUGAAGCACCAGCAGCAGAGCACAUCCAACCAGAUCAGCUACACGCGUCAGGUGUGCCUGCCGGCGUGCCGCGUCGGUGGCUCCUCCUACCAAGUGAUAGCGCUCCAGAACAAGGCUGCUACGCCGGUGCGUUACGAGGUAACCGGUGUCAUGCUCAAGCAGGUCAGUGCAGUCGUCUUGCCACCGAACAUGAAACGCGUGGCACCGGAGAGAGAAGCUUUAACCGCUGCGGUAGAAGCCAGAGCACCGCAGCAAGAGGCCAGCGAGGUGGGCGAGGCUGUGUUCUCGGUGUACCCAACCGCAGGCGUUGUGCCGGCUCUGGGCCGUCAGCUGCUUGUGGUGAAAUUCAGCCCCGGAGACACGGCGCAGUACGCGGCGUCGGCCAGAAUUCUGUGGGACGCAAAUGUACUGCACUCCACCAUCUCCCCCACCUCUAGUGCCGCACUACCAACUGCCGCGGACACCACGCACCUCAACCUCUUCGGUGAAGUAUGCCUCCCGCAGCUCCAGUGGCGCCAGGUUGGCGAAGACGCGACGGUGCCACCGAGCAUGAUUACACUACCGCCAAGUUGCGUCUCGGGUGAAUCGCAGCAGCGUGCGUGGGUACGCAACCCGACGGCGCUGCCAGUGGCGUUCCGCUUCGACACGUCAGCGGAACUUCUCGGAGCGCUUCGCAUGGAGCCUGAGCAGGGUGUGGUGCCCGGCGGUGCGCGGCUCCCCAUCACACUCUUCUUCAGCCCACAGCAGCCUCGCGUGUUCCACGGCUAUCUGCAGCUGUACGUGCCCAUGCUGGUGCACGCGGGCAAGUCGGGAACCGCCGCCGCGGUGGUGCCGCGCCUUCACAACAGCCGCGGUGUCCUACCAGCGCGCACGCACACAACAGUGCUCGUGGCGGCGCAGCCUGCGCCGGGCUUGACAGAGUUCCUCGUCUAUGCCAUCGUUAGCGGCUUGUCCACCAACCUGGCCAACGUGCCGAACGUGCCAACCGCAGAGGAGGCGGAACGGCACCCCCAUUGCCGCUGGCGUCUGCGGGCUGCACACCCAGCAGUGCAGGUGGUGGACGUCGAUCUCCCCGGCGUGGCGCGGCCGCUGGCGUGGCAGCAGCUCAGCCUCAACGCCAUCAACGCGCAGCUCGCCACGGCUGCUGCGGAGCCUGAGGACAGCGACAAUAGCGCGCACGCCUCCUUCCAGCACUACGUUAGCGGAUUGGACCCGAUUUCGGUGGAUCUUGGCGUAGCGCACGAAGGGGACAGCACCGUGUGCCUCAAGGUGAGCCUCAAGAACACUGGCGACUGCCCUGCGCCGUUCGAUGUGAUGCUGCCAACGCAGCAUGAGGCUAACAGAGAGCGCUGGUGCCUGGAAAACACAGAGCUGGAAAGUUUGUACUACAUCAUUGAUCGUGGACUCGUGACGGUGAUACCGCAGCAGGGAAGCAUUGAUGUUGGGCAGACAGUUCAGCUUGAGGUGCAUUACGUGCACAGCGAGGUGGGUGUCCAUCGGCUGCCAAUGGUGCUGCGCGUUGGCCGCAGUUGGCGGCGCGUCGCCGUGGUGCUGGAAGGACGCACGUUGCCUGCUGAGGUAUGCGCGUUGAACUUCCACCACCAGAAGGUGUACGAGUUGAUGCCGGUCGCCCUCGGCGACAUGGAGCCGCCGCUGCAGUUCAUCACGGCGACAAACCCGUUUGAUGAGCCUGUCGAGUACUCGGUCGACUUGAUGGCACUGCAGGAACAAGCGCGAGAGCACUACGGCUUCCCUGUGUUUCAGUGCGUCGACCCGCGGGGCACGGUUUCGCCACGCGGCACGGUCCACAUUGGCUUCUACUUCAGGCCGCUGGAGGCGAGAGAGUACCGUGUGAGCGUCCUGCUGCAGACAGUGCAGGGAGAGGGCUACUACGUCGAUCUGGUUGCCAGCGGCUACCACCCACGCAAGGUGACGGCGACGUCGGUGAUGCAGUGGAUCGACCAUGCGCUGAUGCAAGUUCCUGCCGUCCCGCCCACCCUCGCCGCGCGCGCGCACGCUGCGUUCUUGUCCGACGACGUCUGCAGGCUCGGCGCCGUCCCAUACUUUACACUGUGCAGGCGCACCUGCACAUUGCAGCUCGCCGCCGGCUGCCCGACUGCCAUGCGCUACACCUGGCACCUCGAUCGCCCGCAGCGGGGUGACGCACAGGUCGUCGUGCGCCCCUCCGAAGGCGUUGUGGAACCCGGCAAGCAGCAGACGUUGAAGAUACUCUUCUACGCAGGCAGCACUAGCCAAGUUCUGGAGCGACUUAUGACGUGCGCUGUCGUGCCUUGCGCCGCGGCGAGCGACGGGGAAGAAAAGCAGCAUGGUGGCAGUGGAAGUCGCCAUGGCCGCCGUACUAGAGCAACGCCGCUCCCUAGCCUCAACUCCUCGAGUGACGGCGGCAGCAGUGCCACAUUCCUCAGCCUCCUUCUGCAAGCGCGAGUGAUGCCGCGGGACGACUAUGAGGCCCUCUACGGAUCAGAGAAGCUGAAUACCACCUACACGCCGCUCCUCUACAAUAGCCACGUUGAUCCGGUGUCCUCCACACUGUCACCAGUCGCCUCCCAGACCACCACAAGUUCCGCCACGGCGACAGAGGUGUGCUUCGUGAAAGGGGUGAUGGACGAGCUGAUCCGCUCCCUGGUCGCCGCGCCCGCCGUUCAGAGCUCCUUCACAGCCUUGUGCGCCCCUCGCCACGUGACGUACGCCAAUAUGCGAGUCCUGCAUGCCGCGAAGGUCACCAACACAGAAGCCGUGCCCGCCGCAGCAGCGGCAACGCUGAGUCGAGGAAACGCCAGCUCUGCCGUGGCAACGGAGGAGGUACUGGAGGAGCUUCUCUGCAGCGCGCUUGCUGAGGCAGUCGCUGCCGUUUAA